GCACAAUGGAUAUUAGAGAUAAUCAUUGGAGUCGCCACGUGGCUAAUUGGUCUUCCCACGUGAAGAGGGCCAUCAUUUCGCACGUGGAGCUGAUGACUGCCACUGGUAGCGCUGACCUGUCGGCCUCUGAGGCUGCCCCCCUUCUCAUGUCCGUCCUUGGCUAUGACGACAUCUUCCCCUCCCCUUCUUCUUCUUCUUCUUCUUCUUCUUCUUCUUCUUCGUUUUCUUCUUCUUCUUCUUCUUCUUCUUCUCUGUGCCUCGUCGACAAAAUGAGAGGUAGAAGAGGUCAUCAUCAUCUAAUUAUGAGCAUGAGCAUGAGCAUGAGCAUGAGGAGCUAUUUUUGGCCAAUGGAUAAUGUGCGACAGGUUUAUGGUGGUUCCUUGACCAAGAUGAGCAGAAACCGGGAUCUGCAUGGUGCGCAACGUUGCGCUUCGAGGUUGGAGACAACUAGGAGAGGAGGGGGUUUUCAUCAUCGGAAUCGCAGAAGCUGUUCUCUGGUUCGUCGAGCAGCUGCCGGCGAUGGUGGAGAUGGCGGCGUGCAGGAGGAGUUCUCUGAGGAAGACGAAGAUUACGUAGAUGCCACUGUUGUGGAGGCAGUUGAAGUUCAAUCAGGGCUUGAUGGCUUCUAUAUGAAGAUGUACAAUGGGACAUACGUCAAAUGCAUUCACAACUCUGCAACCGGAGGGCGUCUUCCUGAUUAUCCAUCGCAGCCAGCGAUCGUUCUCAAGUUGAACGAUGGGAGCGAUCUCUUGUUGCCGAUUCUUGUUCUUGAAUUACCACAGACUAUGCUUAUGGAAGCAAUUCAUGGAGUUCCAUUGGUGCGUCCAACAGUUUAUCACGUCAUCCGGGACUUGGUGGAGAUAAUGCAAUACGAGGUGAAGCUAGUAAGAGUCACGCAUCGCGUGAUGGAGGCAUAUCAUGCUCGAAUAUACUUGAAGUCAUGGGGAGAUGGGCAAAUCAUCAGUUUGGAUAUGCGCCCGUCAGAUGCUGUUAACUUGGCAGUUCGGUGCAAGGUUGCAAUUCAGGUCAACAAGCACUUGGCGGCAGGUGAUGGAGUGAGAAUUGUUCAAGAUUCACAUCGCACAGAGGGACGAGUUAGUCAUAAUGUCGACCUGGACAGUCCUGAAGAAAAAAACUCCUUUGAAUCCGAGGAGUUUGUAUUGGUGCGGAAUAUGAUUGUUGCUGCUGUCGAAGAACGUUAUAACGACGCAGCGAGGCUCAGAGAUCAGUUGAAGAAGCUACGGUCAAAGCAGUCAAACCAAGAGGCUUGAGAAUGACGCGACCGAUAUGUCAACUAUGGCUGCAUUCAUCAGCUCCUGUAAUCACAUUGGGCAGUAGACAGUUGCCGUGGGAGAAGGAAGACAGAAAGACAGGCAGAGGCAGGCAGGCAGGCAGGCAGGCAGGCAGACAGACGGGCAGGCAGGCAGACAAACAGACGGGCGGACAGGCAGGAGAGACAGAGACAGACAAAUAGACAGAACGGACGGAGGCAGAAACACAGACACAGACACAGACUUGCACAGAGACAGAGGCACGGACAGGAAUUGGCUGUGCAAUUUGAAGAUGGCAUGUAAGUUGAGGUAACUGGCAUGCCUUUAGUAUUGGAUAAUUGAAGCCUACAUGUCUUCCGAGAAACGAGGAAGUAGGCGCUAGGUAACAAUGUGCUGCUGCUGUCGCUUCCUUGCUGGCAUUUCACAUUGUGCGAUCUUCAAGCAAGUUAGCAUAGCACGGUGUAUAUACCCCUGUACAUACACCCGGCAAGAAAAGUUUCGACCUUGAUGAUGCCAUUUCAUUGCAUUUACUAUUGACUUAAGUUAUUAUUGAUUAAUUAAACAGUGUAUGUAGUUGAGGACAAGAUUGGAGGGGUGGCGAGAUUUGGAGGAUAUGGCGAGAUAGGUAGGUGCAUCGGUACUCCAUCAAGGGAGUGAGGGCACCUUGUGAGAGCAGUGUUCUCUGAGCAGAAACAGCACAAGCUUAUUGCUUACGAUCUCGUCGAGAUUGUUGCUGAUAGGGCAAUGGAGAUGUGGCAUAGACAUUGUAAAUUCCAUGUAGGGUGGACUGAGAGGUUGCGCUAGAGAAUAUACCAUUCAAUAUAUAGAGAGUUGAUUCCCACAACCCACACACACACACAGACGCACACACACGGAUUAUUAUAUAAUUAUAUACAUCCCAAGGGCUCGGUGGAUGUUCUCAGGUCUGCUGGGAUUUUGCAUGGAGUUUUUUGUAUAUAUACGGGCUUUGUGCAGGGGGAAUUAUCUUCUCAUACAACUUAGUCAUUAAAGAGGUUCUCUUAGGAAUCUAUCUGAAAUUUCAGCUCUGGAGAUCACUAUGUGUUUACUGUGACAUGUCAUGCCUCACAUAUGGUGAUAUAUCAUUUGUCUGAGACUCUUUAGUUAUGGGCUAUUUUGAAGCUAUGUUCAGUUCUGAGCUAAUUUGAAGCUAUAUUAGUUCUGAGUCUUCUGACUCUUCUGAGCUGUUUUUAGUUCUGGCUUUCUUUGAGGCUACCUUUAGUUCUGAGCUGAUCUUAAACCACAAGUACACGGCCCCAGCCUUGCGGUCCGGAACUUGUCGCCACAAGAAAACGAACGAGGCCGUAACGUCAAAUGCUGGGCCCGCCAUUGAUAAAUUCAAUCGGCGGUC
Messenger RNA from Chara braunii, 2640 nucleotides. NCBI's taxonomy places the organism in Eukaryota, Viridiplantae, Streptophyta, Charophyceae, Charales, Characeae. The record is from the annotation of a GenBank genome assembly.